Bombyx mandarina (wild silkworm) is the source of this 2025-nucleotide messenger RNA. Its product is annotated as glutathione hydrolase 1 proenzyme. Gene Ontology annotation, molecular function: glutathione gamma-glutamate hydrolase. NCBI's taxonomy places the organism in Eukaryota, Metazoa, Arthropoda, Insecta, Lepidoptera, Bombycidae. The record is from RefSeq and is a predicted model, not a curated record. Gene Ontology annotation, cellular component: plasma membrane. Gene Ontology annotation, biological process: glutathione catabolic process.
AAGACCUAUGCAGUAGUUACCAUUCACUUGGCGCGAACUCCCGUCCCGACAUUGAAAAUGGUGAGAUUUUGCGACAACCGCCGCCGGUUUUGGGUGCUAGGCAGCGUGUUGUCGGUCGUGUUGAUAGGCGCGCUGAUCGCAGUGCUGGUGCUACAGCCGUGGACCGGUUCACAGCACGUGCGUUAUCAGCGCGCCGCCGUCGCUGCUAAUGGGCACGAGUGCGCCACCGUCGGGAGGGAGAUACUUGAAAAGAAUGGCUCGGCUGUCGAUGCUGCGAUAGCGACGUUGUUCUGUGAGGGGAUAUCUUGCGCGCAAUGUAUGGGACUGGGAGGCGGGUUCCUAGCGACCGUGUACGACGCGAGCACGGGACGGGUGAGGGUACUCAACGCCAGAGAACGAGCUCCCGCCGCCACGACCCUGAACAUGUACGAGAACGCGUCGUCGACCGUGGGCGGGCUCGCGAUCGCCGUACCCGGAGAGCUACGAGGUUACGGCGCACUGUACCAGGAGUACGGACGCUUACCGUGGCGAGAGCUAGUGCAACCAACAGCAGAAUUGUGCCGUCGUGGACACCGCGUCACCGAAUACAUGGGCAGAGUAUUACAAACCUUCAGCGACCGAAUCAUGGCGGAACCGUCUAUGAGGGAACUUUAUGUCAACAAGGCGACAGGCAAAGUGUGGAACGUGGGCGACUACAUAACAGAUCCCACUUUUGCCAAAACUUUAGAAAUUAUAGCGGAGGAGGGCCCCGAGGCGAUUCACGACGGCUCACUAACGGCGCGACUCGUACAAGACAUACAGAACUUCGGCGGUAUUAUUACCGAAGACGACCUACGGAACUACAGGGUAGAAUGGCAAGAACCUAUCGCAAUACCGCUGACGGAGCAACACACGCUAUAUUCGGUGCCCCUGCCCGGCUCGGGCUCAGUGCUAGCGUUUAUACUGAACAUGCUACGCGGAUGGAUCGGCGUCGACACCGUGGCUCCCGUAGGCUCCGACCUAUACUGGCAUCGCAUCGUAGAAACCUUCAAAUACGCGUACGCGAAGCGAACAGGCCUCGGGGACCCUUCACGUCACAACCUUAACCAAAGUAUUCUUGAGUUAGAGCAAAACCUUGCAAAUGCUGAGUGGGCUGCCUCGUAUAGAGGGCGCGUGGACGACACCCGCACAUACAAUGAUUGGAAACACUAUGAAGCUGUGUUCGAGGGAGCAGACGAUCACGGGACAGCGCACGUCAUCGUUGUGGCGCCCGACGGGAGCGUGGUCUCUGCAACCAGCACUAUCAACUUUAUAUGGGGCUCGCAAAGAAGGUCUCAAAGUCUGGGCUUCAUACUCAACAAUGAGAUGGAUGAUUUCGCCAUUCCGAAUCGAGACUCGUCAUAUGGACUUCCCCCUUCGCCGGCCAACAUGCUAGCUCCUGGACUACAGCCUCUCAGUUCAAUGGUGCCCAGUGUUGUUGUGUCAAAGAGCGGAGCUGCAGAUUUAGUUUUGGGUGCAGCCGGUGGCACUAAAAUUACAACUCAAGUCGCAUUGAUGGCGACACACAUCAUAGUCGAGGGCCACGACCUCCCGGAUGUGAUUCGGCGACCUCGAUUACAUCAUCAACUGUUGCCGAUGGAAAUUCAACACGAAGCUAAUUUCGAUUCAGACGUAAUAGCAUCAUUGCGUAGCAAAGGACAUGCAACAACUGAACUGGGACCCACGGCGGGUUUCGCUGCAAUGGUGGCCAUACACCGUGAUCGCUCGGGAUAUUUGGUCCCGGCCACAGAUCACAGAAGAAUCGGUAGCGUUGACGGAUUUUAAAGAAAUCUUCAAUACCAUGAGUGUUCUUUUUCUAGCAUUAAUUAAUGUGAAAGUUACAGUUCGCCAUAUUUAGUAAGCCUUAAAGGAAACUUGGACCUAUUUUACAGCGAUGGCGACCAUAAAAUAUGAAAUACGUGAAUUUGAUCUCAUCAACAAUCUGAAACAACAGCGUUGUUUGUUUGAAUUUCAAAUAAUCUUAAUGAAAUAAAAAAAAAACAUAAU